This is a messenger RNA of Phragmites australis (common reed), 852 nucleotides long. RefSeq names its product aquaporin NIP3-2-like. Lineage: Eukaryota; Viridiplantae; Streptophyta; Magnoliopsida; Poales; Poaceae. The record is from RefSeq and is a predicted model, not a curated record. Gene Ontology annotation, molecular function: channel activity. The transcript is spliced from 4 exons. Gene Ontology annotation, biological process: transmembrane transport. The coding region runs from base 1 to 852 and encodes 283 amino acids. Gene Ontology annotation, cellular component: membrane.
AUGAGGGGUGAGGACCAGAGGCAGGUGGCGAUCAGCAUGUGCUCGACGCCGGGCGACCGGAGCCUCGCCGGCGUCUCGACUCCGAGAUCGGCGUCCGGCUCCAAGCUGGUGCCGCUCGAGUCCUUGGAGAAGGUGAUGCGCAAGUCGAAGGAUCAAUAUCUACAUCAGCAUGAGCAUGAGCACACUCCAGAAGUGCCACUCGUCAAGAAGGUGGCUGCGGAGUUCAUCGGCACGUUCAUCCUGAUGUUCACGGUGCUGUCCACCAUCGUCAUGGACGCGCAGCACGGCGGCGUGGAGAGCCUCAUCGGCAUCGCCGCCUCGGCCGGCCUCGCGGUGGUCGCCGUGGUGUUCGCCGUCGUGCACAUCUCCGGGUCGCACCUGAACCCGGCGGUGAGCCUCGCCAUGGGCGUGUUCGGCCACCUCCCGCGCGCCCACGUCCUCCCGUACGCGGCGGCGCAGACGCUGGCGUCCGUGGCCGCCGCGUUCCUGGCCAAGGGCAUGUACCGCCCCGCGCAGCCGGAAGUCAUGGCGACGGUGCCUCGCGUCGGAGCCGCGGAGGCGUUCUUCCUGGAGCUGGUGCUGACCUUCGUCCUCAUGUUCGUCAUCACCGCCGUCGCCACCGACCCGACCUCGGAAAGUGCACCUAAAGAGCUGAUCGCCAUCUCGAUCGCGGCGGCAAUAAUGAUGAACGCUCUGGUUGGAGGGCCGUCGACGGGGCCGUCGAUGAACCCUGCGCGGUCGCUUGGGGCGGCGCUGGCGACGGGGAAGUACACGGACAUCUGGAUCUACCUCGUGGCGCCGCCGCUGGGAGCCAUUGCAGGAGCUGGAACCUACACCCUCAUCAAGCCCUGA